GCGAAGUGCAACUUCAUGAUGCCUCUCCUCAUUUUGUUCACUUCACUAUUCUAUCUAAGCAUCCCUCAAAGGUGUGUUGGGAUGGACACCAUCAUACCUGGCCAAGUUCAUGCCGCUAGCGACAAGCUCAUCUCGAAGAAUGGCAGAUUUUGGGAUGGCGAAAAUCAUGGGACGGGAUUUUAGCCGAGCAUUGACGACGAUGAGAGGAACUUUUGGGUACUUGGCACCUGAAUGGAUCACUGGCACUCCUAUAACGCCAAAAGUCGAUGUUUACAGCUAUGGUAUGGUGUUACUAGAAAUAAUAUCUGGAAGGAGGAACUCACAAACACCAAGUUUUACUGGGGAAGAUCAUGAUGUUUAUUUCCCGGUGUAUGUAGCACAAAAGCUUGUUGAAGGAGAUGUUGGGAGCUUGGCAGAUCACAUGUUACAUGGUGAUAUCAAUCUUGAUGAGGUCGAAAGAGCUUGCAAAGUUGCAUGUUGGUGCAUCCAAGAUAAUGAAUUUGAUCGCCCAACAAUGGGAGAGGUUGUUCAAAUUCUCGAAGGCCUAGUUGAAUUCUCCACGCCUCCCAUUCCAAGAUUGCUUCAAGCUAUUGCUAACACAUCAAAUUCGACUUCCUCCUGAUCACAUAUAUAUUAUAUAAAGUUGUACGAUUUUAAUGAUGGUUAGUACAUAUUUCAUUUCAGUGCACAUAUAUCAGAGUGUGUUCCUUAUAUAAAGUGCAGCCAGAUGAAUUGUUCAUCCUUCAUAGGUAUCAAUAGGUUUUUUUAUUAUAUUCUUCAUAUAAUAAUGGCAAAUGGGAUUUUGCAUGUAUAUCCAGUAACUUAUUGUGAAAAAAAAACACUAUGUUGAUGAUCCA
Molecule: messenger RNA, 857 nt
Organism: Panicum virgatum (switchgrass)
Lineage: Eukaryota; Viridiplantae; Streptophyta; Magnoliopsida; Poales; Poaceae
Product: G-type lectin S-receptor-like serine/threonine-protein kinase At2g19130
Exons: 2
Coding region: 110-622 (170 amino acids)
Biological process (GO): protein phosphorylation
Molecular function (GO): ATP binding; protein kinase activity
Source: RefSeq, a predicted model, not a curated record